Messenger RNA from Gekko japonicus, 641 nucleotides. RefSeq names its product mannose phosphate isomerase (gene MPI). Gene Ontology annotation, biological process: GDP-mannose biosynthetic process. Gene Ontology annotation, cellular component: cytosol. NCBI's taxonomy places the organism in Eukaryota, Metazoa, Chordata, Lepidosauria, Squamata, Gekkonidae. The record is from RefSeq and is a predicted model, not a curated record. The annotation marks the transcript as partial. Gene Ontology annotation, molecular function: mannose-6-phosphate isomerase activity. The transcript has 3 exons.
CGUGUCUCCUUUUCCUCAGCCGCUCUAGGAGAGGAUACUUCGGCCAGCUGCGGGGACCUUCUUCUCAAGCUUCACUCGCAGUUCCCUGGAGACAUCGGCUGCUUCGCCAUCUAUUUCCUGAACCUGGUGAAGAUGGAGCCGGGAGAGUGCAUGUUCCUUGCAGCCAAUGAGCCACACGCCUAUCUUCACGGAGACUGCAUUGAGUGCAUGGCCUGUUCCGACAAUACGGUGCGGGCAGGCCUCACGCCCAAGUUCAUCGACGUCCUCACCCUGUGCGAGAUGCUCAACUACACUCCGGCCCCGCCCAGCUCCAAGCUGCUGACCCCCACCCAAAGCCGCAUGGACCCUUGCGUCACCAUCUACGACCCUCCUGUCCCAGACUUUGCUGUCAUGAAGAUCGAGAUACCUUCCACCGUCAAGCUGUAUCUCGUGUCGGCCAUGGACUCGGCCAGCAUCCUGCUGGUGCUCAAGGGAGCGGCUGUGGGCACCUCCACCGCCGCCACCUCAGAGAUGACCCUCCGCCCAGGCACCGUGCUCUUCAUCUCCGCGAACGAGAGCGUCUCCUUGCGCCUCUCCGUGUCGGAGGGGAUGUUGCUGUUCCGGGCCUGCUGCCUCUUAUAACAUGGAAUGCUUUAACCCUC